Molecule: messenger RNA, 1731 nt
Organism: Aureobasidium musti
Lineage: Eukaryota; Fungi; Ascomycota; Dothideomycetes; Dothideales; Saccotheciaceae
Source: the annotation of a GenBank genome assembly
AUGGGUUUCUUCGAUAGAAAGAGCAAGGAAUCUAGUCGUCCAGACUCGUUGGACGCUACCUCGCCUAGCGAGCUUCCAUCCUCAGAAAAGUUCGACGAGGCACAGGUCCGGGCCGCAUCUGUUAUCUCUGGCGACGAGAAGCCAGCAGCUGGAGUUGACCCUGACACAACGCCAAAUGACGAAGAAGACCCUGACGUCGAAUAUCCUACAACUUUCAAGCUCACCCUCAUCACCAUUGCUCUGUGCUUGACGGUAUUCUGUAUAGCUUUGGACAAUACCAUCAUCGCAACCGCCAUCCCCAAAAUCACAGAUCACUUCAAGGCAAUUGACGAUAUUGCUUGGUAUGGAUCUGCAUACCUUCUGACGACAUGUUCCUUCCAACUGUUCUUUGGUAAGCUCUACUCAUUCUUGAGCUUGAAAUGGGUCUUCCUUACAGCGCUGUGCAUCUUUGAGCUUGGCUCUUUCCUGUGUGGUAUUGCUCCAACCUCAACAGCCCUUAUUGUUGGACGUGCCAUUGCUGGCGUGGGCUCUGCUGGUCUGUUCUCGGGAGCUAUUUUGAUCAUCGCAAACUCCGUACCUCUUCGAUCAAGACCAUCAUAUACUGGUCUCAUUGGCGCUAUGUAUGGUCUCGCCAGUGUAGCAGGUCCAUUGAUGGGUGGUGCUUUCACCGACCACCUGACUUGGCGAUGGUGUUUCUACAUCAACCUUCCCUUCGGAGCCGUCACCAUCAUCUUCAUCUUCUUCUUCUUCAACCCCACCAAGAGCGCAAAGAAACUUUCCGUCGGCUUGAAGAACCGCGUCAUGGAUUUCGACCCUGCUGGCACUGUCGUCUUCUUGCCUAUGAUUAUUUGUCUCUUGCUCGCACUGCAAUGGGGAGGUAGCACAUAUGCUUGGAGCAACGGCCGCAUCAUUGCUCUCUUUGUGGUGUUUGGCAUCCUCUGUGCCAUCUUCAUCUUUAUCCAAUUCUACGUCGGAGACAAAGCCACAAUUCCCAUUCGUGUCAUUAAACAACGCAGUGUUGCAGCAAGCGCCUGGUUCGGUGUCUCUCUGGGAGCUGCAUUCUUCUUAUUCGUAUACUACCUUCCCAUCUGGUUCCAAGCCAUCAAAGGCGUCUCCGCAACAAAAUCUGGAAUCAUGUCUUUACCCAUGAUUNNUUUGGGGGUUGUGAUUUGCUCGGUGGUGGCUGGAGGUUUGGUGACUACAUUUGGUUACUACACACCCUUCAUGAUUGGCUCUUCAGUGCUUAUGGCUAUUGGCGCAGGCAUGCUCACCACCUUCAAAGUCAACACCGGCCAUGCAGAAUGGAUAGGCUACCAAGCCCUCUUCGGCAUCGGCGUCGGCAUGGGCAUGCAACAAAUCCUCAUCGCCGUGCAAACCGUGCUCCCCACCGCCGACAUCCCCACCGGCACCGCCAUCGUAAUGUUUUUCCAAACCCUCGGUGGUGCCCUCUUCAUCUCCGUCGGCCAAAACGUCUUCACCAAUAAACUGGUUUCUGGCCUUAAAGCCGCUGUGCCGGACUUGGAUCCAGCUAUUGUGCUACAAACCGGAGCUACAGAGUUGAAGACUGCUAUAGGAGAACAAUACAGAGAUGGUGUGUUGAAGGCUUAUAAUGAUGCCUUGGCCAAUUCUUACUAUGUUGCCGUUGCGCUUGCCACGCUUUCGAUUGUGGGAUCGUUGGCUGUGGAGUGGAAGUCAGUCAAAGGCAAGAAAGUUGAAAUGAUGGCUGCGUAA